Molecule: messenger RNA, 3332 nt
Organism: Paramisgurnus dabryanus
Lineage: Eukaryota; Metazoa; Chordata; Actinopteri; Cypriniformes; Cobitidae
Product: spermatogenesis-associated serine-rich protein 1
Source: RefSeq, a predicted model, not a curated record
CGGAUUGUUACACGAAUGUUGAAGACCAGCAGGAUAUAUCGGACUUUGCUUCUUUCAGAAUAGUCGCAAGUGAAUGGUCAAUUUCUUACACAAACAUGAAGAAUCAGACUGACUUCAAUCACUCAUUCUGGGGUUUUGGGAAAGAGCAAGAGUUCAAGCCUCACAUUAAACACGUUGAGCCCGUUCUGACCGAAUGUGACCUUGACUGGAAAUCCCAACUACGCUGGAUACCUGAACCUCGAUAUGGUGAUGCCCCAUUUCCACACAUCAAAGACAUAAAGUUUCCCAGUGAAAGGAAACUGAUGAGGUCAUUCCCCCAAGCUAAUAUGAUGUCCGGAUCUGAGUGGAGCUUUUAUCCAAACUUUGGACAGACCAGGGUCUAUCACACUGGAAAGAGAUGCUUUAUAGACAGUAUGAAUCAUACAAGAAGAUGUAUUUCAGAAAAUUCCCUGGAAUCAUCUAUAGGGAGAAAAAAGCAGGUCACAGAUACAUUCCACACAGCAACAAGAGCCAGACCAUUUCUAGUUCCUGAAUAUAGCCCUGGAUUUCACAAAUAUGGAUCAACACUACGCACACCUACUUUUGGGUUUUUUGAUGCAUAUAAAUCACUUAUUCACCCACAGCCCCCAUUAAAAGAUUUCAGAGCGUCUUACAGUGAGAAAAUUAAAGCUCAAGAAAAAGAAAAUGACAUUCUUGAAGUCAAGAGGCUGAGCAGCUGGAACCCUGGAAGGUUUUGAUAUCAUUAUUGUAUUAAUUACUUUUUGUCACACACGUUGCUGUUUUAUUUAAAGGGACACUCUCCUUUUUUAGAAAAUAUGCUCAUUUUCCAGCUCCCCUAGAGAAAAUAGUCUGUUGCUAUUGAAAGUUUCCAAGAGGACUAUUUUCAGGCAGUGCGUAAUAUCAUUACGCAUCCUGCAGCCAUGUUACGGCAGCAAAGUCCUUGAUUAUUACGCCAGAAUGAGAGUAUAGUUCAGAAGUCCGGAUGACAACAUGCAAAAAUAAACAGGACUUUUUACCUUUGUGGGUAUCACAAGUCGAAUCCAGUCUGUUUCAGAUGUGUGAAUCAUCCAAUGACCAUUUUUGUCCACAAAUGCGUAUAAUCCGUGAAAUAUAGAUAUUUAGUCUAUUGUUUACAUCAGAUUUGUCUGGUUAUAGAAUAUAAUAUACAAUCUGAGGACUAUUUACAUCGUAACAUGUAAAGGUAUAUGAGAUUACACUCCGGUAAUUUACGUUCCGUUAAACACAUGAACCUUCAUGGAAAAUAUUGAUAGACAAAACAUGUAGCCAAUUAUAUAACGAAUUCAACGAUUUCUGUGUAACUUAUAUGUGUUUGACUUCAUGCUGCGCUGCAAGAACUGACAGACGUAGAAGUACAGGGAGAUCGAGUCAAAAUUGAACUACUCCGUAAGAUUUCUUGAAGAGCUGUCGCGGUACUUUGAUGUCAUUCGACUGCGGCGGCACAUAAAGUCAGUGACGCGACUGACGUACGACGCGGCUGACUGUUAUCUGUUCCGCCCCAGCUUCUUUUAUUUUUCUUUUGUUUUGUGCGCCCGAGCUUCGUUUACAGUCUGGGGAGACACACGCUAUAAGUAAAAAAAAAAAAAAACUUUAAACUUAGCAAACAUGUCUGAGGAAAAGGUCAGCCACGUCACUACAGUCACGUGACUUCACGCUCGAGCCGGAAGAGAAGACAAUGCUGAAUAAAGUCGUAAUUCUUGCUAUUUUUGGACCAAAAUGUCUUUUCGAUGCCCACUGAUAUCACAUGGACUACUUUGAUGAUUUUUUUAUUACCUUUCUGGACAUGGAAACCGUACAUAGAUUUUCAAUGGAGGGGACAGAAAGCUCUCGGACAAAAUCUAACGUUAAAACAUCUUAAACUGUGUUCCAAAGAUGAACAGAGAUCUUCUGAGUUUAGAACGACAUAAGGGUAAGUCAUUAAUUACAUUAUUUUCAUUUGUGGGCAAACUAUCCCUAUUUAGUAGUCACGCUGUUCCCUUUGGGGAUGGGGGCGAAAACACCACCCGCUGCACGCUAGAAUCUCCGGAAAAACAAGCCGAUUUCAACCGCAAAAUGUACGCUUUUAAAUAUACAAAAACUGCUAUCUCAAACAUGGAGAGGCUUCUUCGUGAUCUCAACUAACAGAUUCUGCAAUAAAACGAAAAUCACACAUUUUGAAAAAAAAAAACGUUGUUUCUCAUUAUCUCGAAACUUGUGCUGCCGAUUUGUGUCACUGGUUUCCGUGACGGGUCACAAAUAUCAAAACUCUUUGGUUAUUUUUUAGCGCGAUGCUAAUGAUCCAACCAGAUUCAACGGAUUGUGCUAAGCUAUGCUAAAAGUGCUAUCGCCAGACCCGGAGAUUGGCUGAAUGGAUUUCAAAACGGUAAAAAUCUAAUGUUUAACUUUAGAGAAAAAUGAGCUGGAAAAUGAGCAUAUUUUCAAAAAAGGUGGAGUGUCCCUUUAAGAAAGGUUGUGGAUCCAGUAAGUAGAGUAGAAUAGGAAGUAGGAUCCAGCAUAACAAUACUGUUCUUUAGAAUAUUGUAUUAUUUUACAGCAAAGUUAUGGCUUUGAAAUGUUUUAAAGUAGGGCAACAUUUUCUCUUACGCCGUAUUCCUUUUAGAGUCCAUGACCUGACCUUUCUUUGCCUCAUUAUUUGGUGAGGGGACAUUCAUUAGAUGUUCUCUAUACAGACUCACAGUUCAAAAAAAGUCUUUGAAUCAGCCAAAAUACCAAUAACAGGUGUAGAAAAAUGGGGAGCAGUUAGGUAAAUUUAGUCAUGUUUUAUGUAAGAGGAAAAGCUGUUUCUUUUAUGCAUCUUAUCAGAAUCUAAUUUCACUGUAUUUUUGAAAAAUAUAUAACCAUAAAUUAAAUAUAUGCUUGCAUUUAUAGUCUUAAACUGAUCAUAUGUGUAAUUAUGUAGUCCAAUACAAGAAAGAACUUUAAUGAAAAUUAAAGUAAACUUGCUUUAAUGCAAUGUAAAGAAAUGCGUAUCUUGCAGCUUCUGUAACAUUUUGUUUAGAGGACCAUCUGGUGUGUUAUCCAGUCCUCAAAGGAUAGGUUUUCCUGAAUAUUCAUUGUUCAUACAGUUCAUCCAAAAGGCAGAUGAAUAAUGCCCAAAACCUUAUCAACACUUUGAUUGUCAGUUUAAUUUUCAUGCAUUGAACGUAUAUAUAAUUUGUAUAUCUUUCUGUAAGCAUGAUUGGCAUUCCUUUACUUGUACUGCAGGAUUAUAAUGUUUUACCCUGAUAAGAUUACAAAUUACCAGCCUACAGUGUCAAACAGACUUAUAGACCUUUUUUGUUAAAGUAAAGGUCAUGGCCUCAUUUUAAAAUAAG